UAUACAGUUUGUAAACAAAGCCAAAACAAAGAUGGAUUCAUCAAAAGGUUUAAUCUAAAAAUAUAGUCAGUUCGAAUAACCAAAUAGCACAAAUUGUAAUCGGUGUCAUUUACAGUUCGCUGACUUAGGUAUUGGUAUAAUUAGAUACAGCAUUUACAUGUUGUUUCGAGCGAUAUUGACUUUUAUUUCCAAGUUACACAGCGAUUAGAAUUGUUUUUCUGCAUCGACGUCGGAGGGCUGCUGUUCAUUCCUAUUCGCUAGCUACCCAGCAGGCUAGCUAAAAAUACAACUUAUUUAGCAAGACACGUACAAAUAUUUGUUUUUGUUGCUUAUCUUGCUGUGCUGUUAGCUAGCUGUCCUGUUCGUAGUGGGGGUUGUGUGUGCUGGUCCAGUUCAAUGGGGAACUGUUUGUCUUCGCAAGGCGCCGACGAUUUGUCUCUCCUCAACGAGUCCCAGGAAGCCAGUGUUCCAGGGGAGCCUCCACCGCCUUACCAGGAGCGUGUCCAGGCGCCAGUGUACCACCCCACCCCCAGUCAGACGUGCCUGGCCAGCCAGCUGACAGAGGAGGAGCAGGUCCGUAUCGCCCAGCGGAUUGGCCUCAUCCACCACCUCCCCAGAGGCAUCUUUGACCCCGGCUCUGAGCCCUCUGACAAGAAAGUCAAAGAGUGUGCGAUCUGCAUGAAUGACUUUGAGUACGGCGACCCCAUCCGGUUCCUUCCCUGCCUGCACAUCUACCACGUGGACUGCAUCGACACCUGGCUGAUGAGGUCCUUCACCUGUCCUUCCUGUAUGGAGCCUGUGGAUGCCGCACUGCUCUCCUCCUAUGAGACCAACUGAACUGGUCUCAUAGGAGACCAGUUCACUCAUCUGAGCAGUCUCUGGCUGGGUCCUGUUCAUUAGGCCAAACAGAAGAAAACUGAUUAAAACAGGGAGGGACUUGACCUGGACUUGUCUAAUAAGUAAUGCUUGUUAAAAACAAUUCAGUUGCAAAACUAUUCACUAUUUAAUGUACUACUUUUCACCAGAGCCUUAUAGACCCUGAUCCAAAGUAGUGCAUUAAAUAGGGAAUAGGGUGCACACAAUCCUAGAAACUUCCCCUCUGUUAGAGGUGCCAAAUGCCCUUAUGACACAUCACUUCUUUAACCCGGAUGUUCUGUUCUAGUCACACAGCCCUGGGAGGAGAGAUGGAUUGUCAAAAUAUAUAUAU
This is a messenger RNA of Salvelinus fontinalis (brook trout), 1207 nucleotides long. Its product is annotated as RING finger protein 11-like. Lineage: Eukaryota; Metazoa; Chordata; Actinopteri; Salmoniformes; Salmonidae. The transcript has 3 exons. The record is from RefSeq and is a predicted model, not a curated record. The coding region runs from base 397 to 837 and encodes 146 amino acids.